UAAAUAUGGACAGUGAUUGUGACCCAUCUGAAGACAGCUUGAAUUUGCAUGAUCUAUCUGGCCUCGACGUUGAAUUGAGCAGUGACAGCGAUGAAAAUGGAUCACACUUUAACACGCCCAAAAUACCUGAAAAACCAGUGAAUAAUUUUGUUUUACCGCAGUGUCUCGAGAGAACGCGUGGUGAUCGUGUGCCAAAUACUUUGGCAUCGCUUCGUGAUAAUGUUUCGAAGUCACUCAGCCUCGAGAAUGAAAAUGAAGGUGACAUUACAAGUGACGCUUCAUUUGGACUUUUGUCAGAUGGUAAACUGGAUGAAGACAAUGAUGAUAUCUUGGGUACGAACCUUGGUAGUAGCUUUUCGAAAGAUGUUCAUAGCCCCAGUUCUGACAAGGAAAACACGGUAUGUGAAACCGUCAAUUCGUUUAGGCAGACACUGAAUGAUAGCAAAAAUGACACUAUGAGAAUUCUCGGUUAUAUUGCUAUGAAAACUCCUGUUAACAAUAAAAUUGCUUCUAAUAUUACUCCGAAUAGUGUUAACAGCAUUAAAAAAGUUAGUUUCAGUGAAAAACUCCUAGAAAAUUCGUUUAAAAGCCGAUUAAGCUCAAGUAACUCAUCAGAUGAGCGAAUUAGUUUAUCAGGGGUAUGUGAUGUACCCACUCAUAAUCAAAGUGUUCAACAAAACGAAAUGGAUGAGAAGACACAGCUCACCAACUUUUUUACGAGGUCACUAGAAAUUACUACAGGAGUUAGUAAUACAACUGAAGAUUUAUUAAAUGGAUUGGUUAAGUCGGCCACAACUGAAGAUUUGUUGACUUCGGUUUCCUCCAGAAUGAACAGUUCAAGUACGCUUAAAACUGAUUCAAGCACGUCAAAAGUCCAGAAAGACAUUGAUAGAAUAAGUAGGGGAGUGCCUGCAUAUAUAACAACCGACUAUUCGGCAGUGUUCGAUGCAAGCGUUGCAAGAAGUGACACGCUCUCAGAAACUAGGAAGAGCCAUGAUGUAAUUCAGGAGAAACCAGAUGGAUCCAAAAGUUUGGAUUGCGGUGGGGGCGAUCGGAAGCCAACACCAGCUUCAAACACGACAUCUAAUGAUACCUUUUACAAAAGUUUUUCUUUGUCUGAUUCGAGAAUGCAACCAAGUAAUAACAACGUCGAGAAGUCUUUUGCGAGCGGAGAUUUUGUUACUCCUGGUAAAUUGUUCCAAGGACCAUUGGACAAGGAAAGCCGAAGUGAUUUCUCAAAUAUUGAGUUCUCUCAAGACACGUCCUUUGGCGAUAAAAUUUUUCGCGCAACAAUUGAAGGGUUUCAGUCGCCUUCCAUAAACCUUGAAAACGAAGAUGUGCCAAAAAUGGCUUUGCUCAAAGAUGUCAAGAGUAGGACAGUAAGCGUUGAUGAAUUUGAGAAUGAAAACCAACAGCGUGAUUGUGAUAGUUCAUUGACCUGCCUAACCGCGUCAUGCGAAUCGAUCGCUGCUUCAGUUGGCAGUAACGAAAGUGACCACGUGAUCAGUCUAGAUACGAUUAAAGAAACAUGGCCGACACUGAAUAGUUACAUGAAAGCCAAGGAAAUCGCAGAAAGGUUCGAGGAUCUGUGUGACAAGACAAAGAAGAUAGCAGAAAUUGAAGAAUUUGAAGACUCGAUAGUGUCCUUAACCAGACGCAACAAAAUUGACGAGUCAAGAAGAACGAAAUCAGAUUUGACCUUUGGUGCAGUUGAAAGGCCUUCAAUUAAUGCCACUGGUGAUGCUUUAGUUGAGCUAUCUGAAUAUCCUCUUGCCGAGGAUUCAGUUUUCGGCAACAAUACGACGAAGGCAAGCAUGAAGCCCGAUGCGACUUCUGAAAACCAUGUUAACUUUGUUGGAGCAUCAUUCACAAACCUGUCAUGCAUUUCCUAUGCAGAAGGCGAAUCGAAGGAUAACUGCAGUAAGCUUCGAGGUUUCAGCUUUUCGACUCCCAAAGCGAAAAGCCCGUCGUUGUCAAACUCAACUUCAGAGCUGAUUCAGGAACAGGAUAAUACAAUAUCUAAUACGCCAUUAGAUAAGAAUAGCGAACAACAUAGAUGUUUGGACGACUCAACGUUACUUUCGAAAUAUUUGAAGAAAUCAGAGGAUGUGAACCAAUUUUUUGAAGCCGAUGCUGAUAUAAGCAACGAUACAGUUGUUCAUUCUUGCAGCUUUCCGACUGUCUACGAGAACAGUAAUAACUUACCAGCUAGUCUGGAUCACUUUGCCAAAACAACACCCAAUUUCAUAUCAAACCUGGCAAAAUUGAAGCAGAAAGAAACCGAGUUUGCUGUUAAAGAGUCAGACUUUGCAGUUGACUCUGUGAUUAACUUUCCCGACACAAUUGUAAAUGUGCCCAUAAACAAAAAAGUGGGAGUGGAAAAUUUGUCAGAUAAAUGGGUCAUAGCAAAUUUCCACGUUUCAAAUUGUCGAUUUUCUCUUAGCAGCUGUGAAAGUGAGACCGUCGCUUCGAAUGAGGUUUUCAGUGUUAAUCAGUCUGUAGUUUUGAGUCCGCAAGGCAACAAAGAAUUUGAAGUUACAUUCUCUCCUUCGAAGGCGGGAAAUUUUUCUGCUGUCAUUAGAAUAGCUUUCAGUGGAACCGCAGAUGGCGCCAAGUUUGAAAAGAAUGUGAAAGUUUUCGGCAGAAGUGAAAAUCUUAGUGUCCAUUUCCAGAAAGAAGGGGACGUAAUCAGCGCGUUAGAAUUGAACCAUGAACUAAAAAAUAGCUCUUCAAAAUCAGAAACGAGAAUUGAAGUAGAAAUCAAAUGGCGUUGUUAUGUUGCUCUUAAAAUCAACUGUCAGCUUUUCUGUUCCAUAGCAGACUCGUUAAUAUUUUCGACUUUUAAUGGAAAACAAGUAGACAAGAGCAAUAAAUUAUCAUUCAACGCGGUAAAUAUAAAUGAAAAUAGUGAAUCGGUUUUCAAGGUCGGCCUUGUGUUUGGCGCCCAAAAUAUUUUGACUUCGGUUACAAGUGUAGCAGGUACGCUGAAGUUACAUAUCGAUGGGGCUAAAGGUACGCCAAUAGCCGAGCUGCCGAUUAGCAUCCGAAUCCUGAGGCAAGUUCUUGACAUUCCUGAAGAUUCUUUGACUGAUCUGGUUCUGAAGUGUGACAACGAUUAUGCGCCUCUUGAGUUCCCGAUAUCGACUUGCUCGGCAGAAAACGUUUUCGUUGAAAUGAAUUACGAGAAGAGCGUAAUUGACAUCGUACCGAAUAUGUUUUCACUUAAACCGAAUUACAGACAGAAAAUCAAAGUAAAAGCUAAACAUGGAAACAUAUCGUCAAGUGUUCAGAGAGGAUCCCAUUUUAAAACGAAAGUAGAAAUAUUUUCAAAUGGAGUUAAGCAAAAAGACAUCAUAAUUCAAAUUGAGAAACCAAGAAUCACUUGCAAAAGGUCACUUGUGUUCGGUACCAACGCCAAAUGCAUGCUUUUCAGGUCACCUCAAAUUUUUUCGCCAGUCGUAGAAACUCUGAAAAUGGAAAACUCGACGAAUGAAGUUUUGGAUCUAAAUGUACAUAUCGAAAAAGUUAAUUGCUUUGAAAUCUCAGCGAUUAGUUCCUUUGUAGACUCAAGCUUGUUUGACUCAGCUGGUGGACUUUAUCCUGUCAGACUGCCUCCUAAAACCAAUUGUAAAAUCUCCGUUAAGUUUCACAGCUUUGAUGUCAAACUGGAAUCUUCAUACUUGAUAGUUCGAGUGAAGAACUCGCUUUUGAAAUACGUAAUUCCUCUUUAUGGCUAUUCGGGACGGUCAUCGCUCACUACCACAUCAUGCCAAAACUUGACAAAUAGUGAUUCUAAAUUGAAGGAAAUAGUUCUAAAGAAUACGGGAUAUCAGGAUUUAUGCUUUGCAAUAAACGAGGAGUCCCUCAAACUGUGUAGCGCCAAUCCAAGACAUGGAGUUAUAAAAGCUCAGAGUGAAAUUUCAGUUAAGGUUCUCAUUGAGCAUUCUCAAGGCCAUAUUGAAGACCUUGAAAUAAAUUGGGGUGACUAUAUUUUGAAGAAAAUUUAUGAUAAUUGCAUCCAUACUGGGAAAAGCGUGCACGAAGUUCCAUCCAAAGUACAGAAGCUAGUUGAUUUGAAUUUUGACAACGAAGCUUCCAAUAUUUCGGCAAUAAUUGGAAACAUUUCUUUGAACCACCGAUUUUUGAAACAUCUUGACAACUCUUGUUUUGUGCCUCUUGAUUUGGAUUUACUUGCGAACGGACCCGAUGAGUUGCCAGAAAGUGAACGAACUGUAACCUCAGUUUCAACAGUUAUUCAAGAGGGAUCUCACCUCUCGGCUAAGAAGACGAAUGAAAACGAGAGAUGGGUUGUUCGACCAGACUACCUGUUGUUUAAAACCGACACGCAAUGUUUUGUUUUGGAGAAUAAGUGCAAUAAAUGCCUAGAAUUUGUAAUUUUGACCUCAGAUUCUGUUUCGGCUAGCCCUGUUCGAGGAGUAUUGAAGGCCUUUGAAGAAGUUAUUGUUGACGUCCGGUUUAAAAAAGAAAAAGUGAAACACAAAUUAAGUAGAGAUAGUCUUUGUGUGAAAAUUGAAAAUGAAGUGAAAGAAGUGAGCCUGGAUUUCAAACGUGAAGACUUCGAUAACUAUGAUAUGGUAUCAGUUUGCUCGAGUAGUGGAAUGAGCUUCAACAUCAGUGAUGAUAUUGUUACACUUGUCAAUGAAGUUUUGAAGUUUCCACCGGGAGCGAAAGUCGGCGAUUGUCAGCAACUAACGUUGUCGUUUACGAAUAAGAUGUCGGAUAGUGUCAAAUGGGUGUUAUCAUCAGUCGCUCCAACAUUUGUUAAAUGGAACCAAAACAAACUAUACAAAGCUAAAUAUGCCGUGUUUAGAGUUGAAAAAUCACUUGGAUAUCUGAAAGAAAAAGAAUCAGUUGAUAUUGCGGUGAGUUUUGCGCCCUUAGACGUAGGAUCAUAUUUCCAGCACUGGGAACUGCAUAUAACAGCAUUGAAUAAAAAUGUCUCCAAGUUCAUCAGGGUUUGUUGUUGCGGCGAGGCAAGAAAGACUCGGAAGUCUCUGACGUCAAUACCGAAUUUGGAUGAGACAGAAUUGGACGAAGUUUCGCCGCGACGUGAAGGAACCGGACGAUUGGAACUCGUAGCUGAUAAAGAUGCAAUACACAAAAAGCGUCGCAGCAUCGUCACGACAGAAAAUGUUCUUAAUUUCCCAGACGUCAAAAUAGGAUCGCGAGCAAAAUUGCUUCUACAAGUGAAGAACUGCGAUAAAAAACUACACUCGGUGCAGUUUCUGAACCCGGAGCCACCUUUCUUCAUAGACAAUCCCUCCUGCUCAAUCAGUGCCGGUCACUAUGUCAAACUGCCGGUCAGUGUGCGGGUCAGUAGCCGGAGCAACCAGAGCGAAAGAGGAGGAAAAGUAACCCCAACUGGGUCAUACAGUUCAAUUUUAGUCAUUAAGUCAAUCACAGAUAGUACUUCUAUGCCGGUGCAGCUGCAUGCUAAUGUGGUGCAGUAAGCAAGUAGAUUAUUAGUAUUAGUAAACCUUUGUGCUAUAAACCUUUGUCUAAUGUUGAAAGUAUGAGAGAUACGGUCCCUUGAAAAAGGUAUUUGGAAGAAAAGCCAAGUCAUUUUCAUUGUUUAAUAACUCAAAUAAACUGCUGUUUCUGAAGUUUAUGAAAUAUACUAGUUGUAAUCAAGUAUUUAUCUAUAUUUUAAGUGACCCAGCUAUCAUACUUAUACUGAGUUGAAAUAAUGAGUUGAUGUGAAUUUUCAUGACGAUGCAUACGAGUUGAGCUCUCGAGUUGAUGUCGUUUCAAUGUAUUAUGCUUUAUAGAGGCAAUAAGCAGCGUAUUCUAGAUUAGUUUCUUCAGAUGGCCUUGAUUUAAUUUAGAUCUCACAUGUCAUCCACCUUUGUGCCUUAAAUUAUGUAUUUCAUUUUCCAUUAAUUCUUUCCAUGCGCCGUCAAAUCAUAAUAAAGUAAGGAAAAACGUCAAGCUAACUUUUAUCCCAUCAGAGCUUGUAAUUCCAUAAAUUGCUUCACGAUGAAGUAUUUCGGACGCGCUAACUUCGUUUUGUCUGGG
Molecule: messenger RNA, 6036 nt
Organism: Symsagittifera roscoffensis
Lineage: Eukaryota; Metazoa; Xenacoelomorpha; Acoela; Convolutidae
Exons: 2
Coding region: 6-5471 (1821 amino acids)
Biological process (GO): centriole replication; mitotic spindle assembly; centrosome duplication
Cellular component (GO): cytoplasm; pericentriolar material; centriole
Molecular function (GO): protein kinase binding
Source: RefSeq, a predicted model, not a curated record